Guillardia theta CCMP2712 is the source of this 1680-nucleotide messenger RNA. RefSeq lists its product as hypothetical. Gene Ontology annotation, molecular function: sialate O-acetylesterase activity. The transcript has a single exon. Gene Ontology annotation, biological process: carbohydrate metabolic process. Bases 1 to 1680 code for a protein of 559 amino acids. The record is from RefSeq and is a predicted model, not a curated record. Lineage: Eukaryota; Cryptophyceae; Pyrenomonadales; Geminigeraceae.
AUGGUACUGCAGUCUCGUCCUGCCUCCGCCUCUCUGUGGGGUGUCGUCUCCCUCCAGUCUCUCCCACUCCAAGUCUUCAUGGACGGAGCGCUAUCACCGCACGAGCUCCUUCAUCAGACCGAGCGAGGAGGACACGUGGAGUGGAGACUCCGGCUCGCCCCGCAAGAGCCAGGAGGGCCGCACAUUAUUGAAGUGGUUGCUGGGGAGGAGAGGAUCGCUCUAAGAGAUGUGUUGUUCGGGGACGUGUUCCUCUGCAGCGGACAGAGCAAUAUGCAGAUGUCAGUCGUGGACGCGAUGCCGGAAGACAUUCAUGGAUACUCGUGGGAUUUCCCUAGGAUUAGAAUCCUUACAACAGAUCCGUUUCCAUUCUCGUCUAAAACCUCGUCUCAGCAGCACAAACUUCCCUUGCUGCAUUCAUGGAGGCUUGUGACUGCAGAGAAUGUGUUCGGCCCUUCUUGUGGAGCUACAGGAUGGAGAGACUGUUACUUUUCAAGCGUGUGCCUCUUCUUUGGUAUGAGGUACCACAAUGUCAGUGGACACCCUGUGGGACUGAUAGCAUCGGCAACGGCGGGCACACCGAUAGAGUACUUCAUGCCGAGACAAGAGUUGGAAUCCUGCAACAAGAGUGAAAUCCAAGGGCACCAUCCGAUGAAUGUCUUCCAUCCGCACGGUUUUGGACCGAUACAGGGUGACGGCGUUCUGUUUGCUAACGUGAUUUCUGCUUUGUCCCCUAUGUCGGUGAGAGCAUUCCUUUGGUAUCAAGGAGAAAGCAACGCCAACGAUCCCGAAGGCUAUCGCUGUCUCUUCCCGGGUCUGAUUCGAGGCUGGAGGAGGGUUUUCUCCGACGACGGAGCGAGCAUUCCAUUCCUGAGUGUUGGAUUGGCUGCAGAUGUAAACUUUGCUGGGCUGCUGCCUGAAAUUCGUCAGGCGCAGACUUUUGCUACAAAGAUGGAGAAUGUCUUCGUGGUCCCAGCAUAUGAUCUGGGAGACGUGGAAUCUCCUUUAGGUCCAAUCCAUCCAAGGAGAAAGAAGGAAGUCGGCUUGAGGCUGGCACGAGUUGCCAUCGGUGUCUUUCAUGGGAGCCUUGAUUCUGCUGUUGCUCCGGAGGUGACCUCUAUCACAGUCUCAGUGUGGAACAGCUCUGCGAUGAGGAGCUUGAAGGUGGGCACGAUAUCGAGAUAUUAUUCUCGAUGGGUUCUGGAAGAACAAACGCCAGAUUCUGUGAUCUGGCUGGUAAACGUAAGCACAAGAGCACAUGAUGGAAGGAUGGUCUCUCUUGAUGCCGCUUCCUGCUGGGACUGUUGUCGAGAAAGUGGAGUGUUUCAUCUCUUUGGGAAGUAUGCAGGCGAUGCUGAUUCCGCUCCCGAUGCCUCUCAGUCUGAGUCUGUCUUCACGACUCUUGCUGAAGGACAGGGCUGGUACGCUGCUGCAAGUUCGCUGCCUUCUGAUUGGGAGACCUACGAGAUAAGAUACGGAUGGGAGGACUACCCUCAGUGUAUCAUCUACAGGGAAGCAGACAGACUUCCUCUCAACCCGUUUCGGUUUCGAAUCUCCGCGACGGCCAACAAGCAGGACCAAGAGCCUGAAGCUCUUGCUGACUUUGUCUCGAAGCCUCUCCAUGUCGUGUCAUGGUCGAGUACCUUGAGUCGAGGUCAAUCUCUCGAGAAAAUUUCAGUGUGA